Capsicum annuum is the source of this 3997-nucleotide messenger RNA. RefSeq lists its product as uncharacterized. The transcript has 2 exons. Lineage: Eukaryota; Viridiplantae; Streptophyta; Magnoliopsida; Solanales; Solanaceae. Bases 1836 to 2756 code for a protein of 306 amino acids. The record is from RefSeq and is a predicted model, not a curated record.
ACUACUUAUUUAAUCUUCUUUUUGAAAUUAAUUAUAAAUAAAUAGUUUUACAAAUAAUUUGACUGGUUAUUCAAUCCUCCUAUUAAAAAAAACCUCUCACAUCUUUACAAAAACUACUCCGUCUAACACAAAUAAAAUUAUUAUAUUACUUAAUAUGAAAUGUGUAAUAAAGUUUUCCUAUUGUUUUUUUCCCCCAAGACUCCAUACAAACAAUUGAAUCACACAAAUGCCGAGUUAUACAGAUUCUAAAAAUCGUCAAACUUCUAAAAAAAAUAAAUGCCGACAAAAAUGUAAAAAGACAUGAAUUAUAUAGAAAAAUGCCACUUGACCAAAAAGAGGUCCUUUUGGCACAUCGACGAGCUAGAAGAUCAGAAUUAAAAAGACAACGAUUAUCGGAAAUUCAAUGAACAAUGAUUCGACAACAGCAUCGUCUAGCAGAUCUACGAAUAUUUCAGAUGAACAAAGGUCUCUUAUAAUAGAAUCAACACCCUCAUUAAAACCAGGUAGAGAUAAAUAGGCAUAAGUAAUUAUUACUUAAAAUUUAUUUAACAUUAAAAAUAAUGCUAUAUUACUAAAAUAACUAAUUCCUUAUUUUGGAAUUCUCCUAUACAGGAUAUACUUUCAUGGAAUCUAGCAGCUCAAAUAUUUUGCCAUUAGAAACGAGUUACAUUAAAUUAAAUGAUGUUCCAAAUUGUCAAUUUUGUAAAGCCAAAAAAUUCGAAUUUGAACCAAUUGCAUUUUGUUGUAGCAAUGGUUCUAUUCAAUUAACUUCACAUGAAAUUCCAGUAGAAUUGAAAAAACUUUAUCUAGAAAAUACAGAGGAAUCAAAAUAUUUUCAAACUUAUAUUAGAACAUACAAUAAUAUAUUUGCAUUUACCUCUCUGGGUGUAUCUUAUGACAGAAUUAGCAAAACAAACUAAUGGUAUUUGCACUUUUUGGGUUCAAGGACAAAUGUAUCAUUUUAUAAAUGACCUAAUUCCUACAAAUCAGAAAGUAAAAAAUCUGCAAUUGUAUUUCUUUGAUAGUGAAAAUGACGUAAGAAAUCGAAUGGCAUGUUCAAAUAAAAUGAAUGAGUGUAUCAUUAUAAAUUUAAUGGACGUAUUAAAAAAAAAAUCCAUAUUCUAUGUUUUUGAAAUCUUUAAUAGAUGUUCCACAACCAUCUGAUUUUUAUAUAGCACUUAAAAUGUGAUUCUGGUUUAAAUCAAUGAAUAUAUAACUUACCAACUGUAUCAGAAGUUGCAGGUAUAUGGGUAGAACAAGAUAUUAAUAAUACUAUAUCUACACCACAUAUUCAAAUAUAUACAAAAAGUGAUAGAAGUCAAUUAGUAAAUUAUUAUUAUAGAUGUUAUGAUCCAUUGCAAUAUCCUUUAUUAUUUUAUUAUUUUCAUAUGGUCAAAAUGGUUGGCAUUGUGGUAUUAAAAAAAUUAAACAUCCGUCUAGCGCAUCUAUAAGAAAAUAUUGUGAGCAAGAACACUUACCAAAUGUAAUAAAUAUGUCUUCAAUUGAUGGACUUCUUGAUAUGGAAGCUGAAGUUAUGCAAAAAGGAAAACGAAAAAGAGACGCUGUUUCUUGUCGUGAUUAUUAUUGUUACAAACUGCAAAUAAGAGAUGAUGUAAAUAUUAUCUUACACUCGGGAAGAUUAUUUCAACAACACAGUAGAUCAAUGGAUAAAAGUUGAAAGUCAAAGAUUAGAUUUUGCUUCUUUUAAUCAAGAUUUAUUUAGAGUAGAUGUAUUAGAAGGAAUCUUAGAUAUUUUACGACGUGGCAAAAGAGAAGCUUCAAAAAUAGGAAAACAAUGCAUACUACCUCUUAGCUUUACAGGAGGCCCAAGGGACAUGCGCAGACGAUAUAUGGAUGCUAUCACAUUAGUACAACGUUUUGAAAAACCUGAUAUAUUUUUAAUUAUGACAUGCAACCCUUCGUGGCUUGAAAUAGAAGAAAACCUUUUGUCAAGUGAUGAAUUACAAAAUAGACCUGAUUUGGUUAGUCCAGUGUUUAGAGCAAAGUUAGAAGAAUUGAAAAAUGAUAUACUGAAAAAACAUGUAUUUGGAAAAGUUGCAGCAUUUAUGUAUACAGCUGAGUUUCAAAAAAGAGGACUUCCUCAUGCUCAUUUCCUUAUUAUACUUGAUGAAAAUUAUAAAUUAUUAACGCCCGAAGCAUAUGAUCAAUUCGUCUGUGCUGAGUUACCUGAUGAGAAAACAAAUCCCUAUCUAUACUCACUUGUUACACAACACAUGAUGCAUGGUUCUUGCGGUAGUUUUAAUCCAACGAAUUCUUGUAUGAAGAAAAAAGGUUAUUGUAAACAUAAAUAUUCUAAAGAGUUUAUAGAAAAAACAACUAAAGGAAAAAAUUCAUACCUAAUUUAUAGAAGACGAAAUAAUGGAAAAAAUGUGAAAAUUAGAGGGCACUUCCUUGAUAAUACAUGGGUUGUUCCUUAUAAUCCAGUUUUACUCUGUAGGUUCAAUAGUCAUAUGAAUGUAGAGAUUUGUUCAGAUAUUAAAGUUGUAAAGUACAUUUAUAAAUACACUUGUAAGGGACACGAUAAAAUAGCAUUUCAUAUACAUUUUAGUGAUACGAACAUAGAGAUAGAUGAAAUAAAAGAAUAUCAAUCCGCUCGGUGGGUAUCACCGCCUGAGUCUGCAUGGAGAAUAUUUGCUUUUCCCAUUAGUGAAAUGAUGUAUAUCAUCUUCAACUACAUCUUGAAGGGCAACAAUUCGUUUCUUUCAAAAGUACAAAUAAUAUUAAAAAAAUUGUAGAUAAUCCCAUGAUUAAAAAGACAAUGUUAACUGAGUUCUUUUUAAUGAAUAGAUUAAACAAAGAUGCUAGGGACAAAUUUGUUAUAUCGCGAAUUUCCAGAAUAUUUUGUUUGGUCAAUAACAGAGAAAAUGUGGACACGUCAUAAACGCAAUCAUGUUAUUGAUCGUGUCGUGACAUGUCAUCCAACUGAAUGAGAAAGAUACUAUCUUAGAUUACUUUUAAUGAAUGUAAGAGGACCAAAAUCAUAUGAAGAUUUACGAACUGUAAAUGGAGUACGUUACAAUACCUUUAGACAAACUCUUCCGGUUCGCAGUGGAAAAAAGGAAAAUUUUAUUCGUGAAAGUUUAUUUUGCUCUGAAAUUUGGAAUCAACUUGAAAAAUUACAACUUACGAAGAAUAUGCGUGCCAAAAAGGAUCUUGCAUUUUGUGAAUAUUUAAUGAGAAUUGAUGGUAAAGAAAAAAAAAUGAUCGUGGAAAAAUUGAAAUUCCUUCCUCUCUCAUUAUUCCAUUUACUUCUGAAAAAGAAUUCUUAAAUCAGCUCUUUAGAGUUACAAAAACAACAACAAACCCAGUGUAUUCCCACAUAGUGGGGUCUGGAGAGGGUAAGAUGUAUGCAGUCCAUACCACUACCUCUGGAGAAGUAGAAAGAUUGUUUCCGAUAGAUCCCCAGCUCAAGACAAGGAAUAAUAAGCAAAUCCAUAAUAAAGCAUGGAACAAACGCCACCCACAAGGAAAAAUAUAAGGAGUAGUAAACAAAUUCGUAAUAAAGCAUGCAACAAGGUGGCAUAACAAGAAUAAUACAUCUACCAAGUAGUGCACUACCCCAACGACCCAAAUGGCACUAGUCUUCUAUCCUAAUUCGUGUUCUUCAGAUCUUCCUAUCUAGAGUCAUGUCCUCAGUGAGCUGUAACUGCUCCAUGUCCCGCCUGAUCACCUCUCUACAAUAUUUCUUCGGCUUACUCCUACCCCGCCUAAAAUCAUCCAAAGCUAGCCUCUCACACCUACGAACCGGCACAUCCGUGCCCCUCCUCAUCACGUGACCGAACCAUCUCAAUCGAACUUCCCGCAUCUUGUCCUCCACCGAAGCCACUCCAACUUUUUCCCGAAUAGUUUCAUUCCAAACUAUAUCACCCUUAGUAAACCCACACAUCCAACGCAAUAUCCGCAUUGCCGCUACCCUCAAUUUUUGAAUGUGAGAGUUCUUGACUGGCCAACACUGCGCUCCAUACAACAUGGCCGG